This is a messenger RNA of Erigeron canadensis, 1352 nucleotides long. RefSeq names its product probable long-chain-alcohol O-fatty-acyltransferase 5. Gene Ontology annotation, biological process: lipid metabolic process. Bases 203 to 1282 code for a protein of 359 amino acids. The record is from RefSeq and is a predicted model, not a curated record. Lineage: Eukaryota; Viridiplantae; Streptophyta; Magnoliopsida; Asterales; Asteraceae. The transcript has a single exon.
UCCGAAGACUCGAUUUUCUCAAGUAGCACAAAAAGAUUUUUAAUCAAAACUUAGCAACAUCUGUGCUAUACUUGUAGAUGUCGGUGAAUAGAGAAGCAAAACUAAUCCCAAAUACAAUACACAUCCAUUAUUAUUAGAUUUUUCCCUGAUCAAAAUUAAAAACUGGUCAAACAAACAACACAUCUCAAACAAAAGCACAAUAAUGGAAUCCGAAGCCAAAAACUUGGUAAUCUACAUAACAUCAAUCAUAACAUCACUUACAUACUCGUACUACAUUUCUUCCAAAAUCCCAAAAGGUAUAUACAGAUUCCUAUCUCUGAUUCCCAUCUUUUACCUCUUCACCAUUCUCCCACUUGGUUUCUCCUUUGUGUUCACCACCGCCCUCUCUGCCUCUUUCACCACAUGGCUCACAAAUUUCAAACUCAUUCGUUUCGCUUUCGAUCUCGAUCCAUCUCCAUUUCACCCUUCUCAGUCCCUUCUCCAAUUCAUCACCUUCACUUCCUUGCCCAUCAAAUUACCAGAUGCCAUAAAUCCAACCACUUCACAUAAAAAUAUCACUACCCAAUCCCGUCAAAAACAAGAUACGGAAAACUCAGAAACUCGUCACAAAGAUCAAUUGUCUAUAUUAAAGUUAAUUAUUCAUAUUGCUAUAUUCGCAAUACUUGCGAAUAUAGUACUAAACUAUGGAGACAACUUUAUAAGCAUACAUUAUGUCCUGGUUAUAUAUUGUGUCAUGUUAUAUCUUAUAAUAGACAUCAUAUCUGUUUCAAUCAGCGUUCUGUUCUUUCUUUUAACCGGGCUCGAACUAGAGCAACCAUCCAACGAUCCUUAUUUCGCCACGUCACUACAAGACUUCUGGGCUAGAUGGAACCUCAUGGUAACAAAUACGUUACGUCACACAAUAUACAAACCGGUUCGGAUAGCCUUAUCCGGUUACAAGUGGGCCCCGCUAGCGGGUGUAGUGGCGUCUUUUAUUGUGUCUGGUAUCAUGCAUGAGCUGUUUCUUUAUCAGCUGUCACGUGAGCCCCCCACGUGGGAGAUGACGAUGUUUUUUGUGUUACAUGGGAUAUGUGUGGUUGUUGAGAUGGUUGUUAAAAGGAUGGUUAACGGUGGUCGGCGGUUGCCGCCGGUUUUGGGGACGGUGUUGACGAUGGGGUUUGUGCUGGCUACCGGAUUUUGGCUGUUUUUUCCGCCGUUAAUUAGGAGUCGUGUAGAUGUGAAAAUCUUUCAAGAGUAUACGUCGGCUGUUGACUUUGUCAAGGCUAAAUUAUUUGUAUUUUAAUCACACGUCAUUAUUUAUUCAUUUUAUUAUUAUUAAUGUAUAAUUUAAUUAGAAAGAACAAACUUUUCCA